Trichosurus vulpecula (common brushtail) is the source of this 1245-nucleotide messenger RNA. RefSeq names its product ST8 alpha-N-acetyl-neuraminide alpha-2,8-sialyltransferase 1 (gene ST8SIA1). Lineage: Eukaryota; Metazoa; Chordata; Mammalia; Diprotodontia; Phalangeridae. Gene Ontology annotation, molecular function: alpha-N-acetylneuraminate alpha-2,8-sialyltransferase activity. The transcript has 5 exons. Bases 16 to 1101 code for a protein of 361 amino acids. The record is from RefSeq and is a predicted model, not a curated record. Gene Ontology annotation, biological process: N-glycan processing; oligosaccharide metabolic process.
GACCACUGCAACAGCAUGAUUGCGCUAAGCAUAAGCGACAGCAGCCGGGCCCGGAGACAGACUUGGAGAGGGACCAUGGCAGUAUUGGCGUGUAAGUGUCCCCGGACCCGACUGCCAAUGGGAGCUAGUGCCUUGGGCGUCUUUGUUCUCUGCUGGCUCUACGUCUUCCCAGUGUACCGGCUGCCCAACGAGAAGGAGAUUGUGAACGGGGUGCUGCAGCAGGGCAAAGCAUGGAGGAGAAACCAGACUGCAGCUAGAGACUUCAGGAAAGAAAUGGAACAAUGCUGUGACCCAGCCAAUCUCUUUGCUAUGACUAAACAAAAUUCCCCUAUGGGGAAGAGCAUGUGGUAUGAUGGGGAAUUAUUAUACUCUUUCACCAUUGACAAUUCAACUUACUCCCUCCUCCCCCAGGCUACUCCAUUCCAGCUACCAUUGAAGAAGUGCUCAGUGGUGGGAAAUGGUGGGAUUCUGAAGAAGAGUGUCUGUGGCCGACAAAUAGAUGAAGCAAAUUUUGUCAUGAGGUGCAAUCUUCCUCCUCUGUCCAGUGAAUACAAUAAAGAUGUUGGAUUCAAAACCCAUUUGGUGACAGCUAACCCCAGCAUAAUUCGGAAAAGAUUCCAGAACUUGCUUUGGUCCCGGAAGACAUUUGUCGAUGACAUGAAAGCAUAUAACCACAGCUACAUUUACAUGCCUGCUUUUUCUAUGAAAACAGGGACUGAGCCGUCUCUCCGGGUUUAUUAUACAUUGGCAGAUGUGGGUGCCAACCAAACAGUGCUUUUUGCCAAUCCCAACUUUCUUCGUAGCAUUGGUAAAUUCUGGAAAAGUAGAGGAAUUCAUGCUAAGCGCUUAUCUACAGGUCUUUUUCUUGUCAGUGCCGCCCUGGGCUUAUGUGAAGAAGUGACCAUCUACGGCUUCUGGCCUUUCUCAAUGAAUUUGCGUGAGCAGUCUAUUAGUCAUCACUACUAUGACAAUGAGCUCCCUUAUUCAGGCUUCCAUGCUAUGCCAGAGGAAUUCCUUCAGCUUUGGUAUCUUCAUAAAAUUGGAGUGCUAAAAAUGCAACUAGAACCAUGUGAAGACCUCUCACUCCAACCCACUUCCUAAGGACUAAGGCAGAGGAAGUGAAUGGGUCAAUGCAAUGUUUUUAAUGCUUGUGUGUGAAUAUGCAGGAGGGAAAACAUUCAGACUUAUUUAUGGAUUUGCGUAGAUCACUUAAGAAAAAAGAAACAAAAUGCUAUGGUUUAAGCA